Saccharomycopsis crataegensis is the source of this 1086-nucleotide messenger RNA. RefSeq lists its product as uncharacterized. NCBI's taxonomy places the organism in Eukaryota, Fungi, Ascomycota, Saccharomycetes, Ascoideales, Saccharomycopsidaceae. Bases 1 to 1086 code for a protein of 361 amino acids. The record is from RefSeq and is a predicted model, not a curated record. The transcript has a single exon.
AUGUCCAACUUAGCAAAUAUUCCUCCAUCUACUCCUCCAAGACCCUCAAAACAAUUGCUGGUGAUCACUCCACAGACCCCACAAGAUGACUAUCAUAUAACAUCGCCGUUGUCUUCCACUACUGCUACCAACACCACCCCAUUCAGUCCCCCAAUGAAACUCAAGAAGAAUACUUUCUUAUCAGUACCUCCAUCCAUCACCAAAAACACUGCCAAGACCCCGAAGACUCAAAGGAAAGUCUACUCGGGGGUUGGAAGCUUGAUCACCCCCGAUUAUACUCCAAAGUUGAAGAAAAGACAAGAUAUGUAUAAUUCGCUUGUCGCCAGUAUGAAGAGUGAACAAGAAUCUGAGUGCGGCGGUAGUCUCCAGAAGAAACAAAGUAUUUUGGAACAAUUGGAGAGUCAUGCAGAAAGUCAAUACGAAACCGAAGAAGAAGAAGAAGAAGAAGAAGAAGAAGAAAGAUCAAUUGUCGAGCCACAAACUCCUACUGGACCUCGUGAAAUCGCACAGUUACCUACUGAUGAUUUUUUAACCCCCAUUGCUAAAGUGUUGAAAACCCAGACGUCUCUUGGUGAUGACUUUGAAGAAGAUAAUGACCUCAGCAGUCCUUCGAUCCGUAAACAAAAGGGCAGGAGAUCGUUGGGUAUUUUCCAAUCCAGAGAAUUACGUUCGUUCCCACCGGCGGUUAAAACCCAUGAAUACAAAAAAAUCAAUUUCAAUCCUAACGCAGAAAUCUUAUUGAUCAAUAAGAAAGGCGAUCAUAAAGUGAAGAAAUUCGAUACCUCGAACCGAUUUGAUAGAGAUUUCCAGCCAAAGUGGUUACUUGGUAAGCUUUUAUCGGUGGAAAAUGGUGAAGAUAAACUUGAGCAGGUUGAUGAUAAGGCGAAGAAAGAUGAUGAGUUAGUUGCUAGAUUACUCGAAGAAUACGAAGAAGAUGGCAAAAACCAAGAAUGUGAUGAAGAAGAAGAAGAAGAAAAAGAAGAAGAGGAGGAGGAGGAGGAGGAAGAACAAGGAGAGUACAAUGAUAAAGAAGAGUUGAUGAGAUUUGAAAGAUCUUUCUACAGUAGAGAAAGUUUCGUCGUAUGA